Molecule: messenger RNA, 5700 nt
Organism: Vombatus ursinus (common wombat)
Lineage: Eukaryota; Metazoa; Chordata; Mammalia; Diprotodontia; Vombatidae
Gene: SREBF1
Product: sterol regulatory element binding transcription factor 1
Exons: 20
Coding region: 255-3965 (1236 amino acids)
Biological process (GO): regulation of transcription by RNA polymerase II
Cellular component (GO): nucleus
Molecular function (GO): RNA polymerase II cis-regulatory region sequence-specific DNA binding; protein dimerization activity; DNA-binding transcription factor activity, RNA polymerase II-specific
Source: RefSeq, a predicted model, not a curated record
GGGUGGUGACCCUGGCACUAACUUUGUUUCAGGAACUGGGCGAGGCCACUGGACGCCGACGGCCCGGGCAGAGUUAGGGGCGUGCACGGUUUCUCCUCCGAGAAGAGCACGGUCCAUGGAGCAGAGCUAAGGGAAGGCACUGGGAGAGGCGCGGUGUGGGAAGAGAAACGCCACCCAGCCCGGAGCAGGCGUCCGGGGUCCGGCGGGGCAGGAGGCGGGGGCGGCGGAGCUACGGGCUCCCUCCGGCCGCCAAGAUGAAUGGCCUGUCCUUCGAUGAGACGGCCUUGGAUCCCUCCUUGGGCCUGGGCGAGUCCAGUGACAUCGACUCGGCUCUGCUCAGCGACAUCGAAGAUAUGCUUCAGCUGAUCAACAACCAGGACAGUGACUUCCCUAGUCUCUUUGACUCUAGCUAUGGUGGGGCUGUACCCACAUUCCAGGAUGUUGGCUCUUCUGGGGGCCUGUCCCCACCCCCCAGCUCUCUCAGCUCCACCCUCGACAGCUUCUUGGGGAGCACCAAGGUGCCCACCCACGUAAAGAUGUACCAGUCACCACCUCCUCCCCCUCCUGCAAUGACCAGCUUCCAGCCCCCGCAGCUGAUAGCAGGACCUGACCUGAGCCAGGCCUCACCAGGCAUCAAGGAGGAGCCCAUGCAGCUUUCCAUCCUGCAGCCUUCUCCCCCUCAGCUCCUUUCCCAGCCUGUGCUGCCAGCCCCACUGGUACCACCACCACCUCCCCCAUCCCAAGCCCAGCUGCAGUCUCAGCUGCCGUCUCAGCCCCAGCCCCAGCCCCAGCCCCAGCCCCAGCCCCAGCCCCAGCCUCAGUCUCUGCCUCAGUCUCAACUGCAGCCACAGCAGGCACCACAGCUGCCUCAACCACAACCACAACCACAGCCACAGCCACAGCCACAUCCACAGGAGUUACAGCCACCAGGGGUCAUGGUGCCCCAGAGUUUUGCUCCUCCUUCCCAGCCCCAGUUUACCUCUCCAUCUCUACUGGACUACCAAGGCCAGGGCAGUUUUCCAGCAGCUGUUCCUCCUGGUAAUGUCCAGCAGCCCCUGUCCAACCAGCCCCUGUCUCCUCAAGGGUCAUUGCCAGUGACCAUCCAAGCCCAGGUUCAGAAUAUCUGCCCACAGCAGUUGCUGACAGCACCUGCCCAAGUUGUCUCCUCCCAGAUCCAGCAGGUCCCAGUCCUGCUCCAGCCUCACUUCAUCAAGGCGGAUUCACUGGUCCUGACAGCUGUGAAGACUGAUGUGGGCACAGGAGUGAAGACCUCAGGGGUCAACACUUUGGCCACCACCACCGCAGUGCAAUCUGCCCCCCUGCAGGUCCCGACCCUGGUGAGUGGAGGCACCAUUUUAGCCACUGUGCCCUUGGUGGUAGAUGCCGACAAGCUGCCCAUCAAUCGUCUUGCUGCUACGGGCAAGACCCCCAGCUCCCAGAGCAAAGGGGAGAAGAGAACAGCUCACAAUGCUAUCGAGAAGCGUUAUCGAUCCUCUAUCAAUGACAAGAUUGUGGAACUCAAAGACCUGGUGGUGGGGACUGAGGCCAAGCUGAACAAAUCAGCCAUCCUGAGGAAGGCUAUUGACUAUAUUCGAUUCCUGCAGCAGACCAAUCAGAAGCUAAAGCAAGAGAACUUGACUCUCAGAAUGGCCAUGCAGAAGAACAAAGGAACUCACCAAUGGAAGAAGGGGGACCAUUGGGGCAGAAGGAUAUUUCUGGAGUCCCUGAAAGACCUGGUGUCCUCAUCAUGCAGUAGUGGGGGCAUGGACAUACCAAUGGAGAUCAUCAAGCCAGAGAUGGUGGAUGCGCUGACCCCGCCACCCUCCGAUGCUGGCUCCCCCUCCCACAGCAGCCCCCUGUCCUUGGGUAGUGGUGGCAGUGGCAACAGCAGUGACUCAGAGCCCGACAGCCCCAUCUUUGAAGACCCCAAGGUGAAACAGGAACAGCUCCCCUCCCCCAGCAGCCUGGGCAUGCUGGACCGAUCACGGUUGGCCCUGUGUGCCUUUGUCUUCCUCUGCCUUUCCUGCAACCCAUUGGCCUCCCUUCUGGGCAAGAACAGUGGCCAGAGCCAGGCUGACACCGCUGCCAUGUACCACAUGCCUGGACGCAGUGUACUAGGCACAGAAGGCAAAGGUAGUCCCAGCUGGUCUCAGUGGCUAUUGCCCACUUUGUUUUUCUGGAUGCUUAAUCUGUUGGUGGUCGUGGCGGCCUUCAUCCGCCUCUUCAUCUAUGGCGAGCCCAUCACCAGGCCCCACUCUGGACCCUCGGUCUUGUUUUGGAGACACCGCAAGCAGGCUGAUUUGGAUCUGGCCCGGGGGGACUUUGCGCAGGCCUCGCAGAACCUGUGGCUGGCCCUCCGCGCCCUUGGCCGGCCUCUGCCCACCUCCCAUUUGGACCUGGCCUGCAGUCUCCUCUGGAAUCUCAUCCGCCACUUCCUUCAGCGUCUCUGGGUAGGACGUUGGCUGGCCGGCCGGGCUGGGGGCCUCCUGCGUGAUCGGGAGCUGCAGGCAGAUGUCAGAGCUAGCUCCAGGGACGCAGCCCUCGUCUACCAUAAGUUACACCAGCUGCAUAUGACAGGGAAGUACACCAGCGGUCACUUCGCUGCCAUCAACCUGGCAUUGAAUGCCCUCAACUUGGCCGAGUGUGCGGGCAGUUCCAUCUCCGUGGCAACCUUAGCCGAGAUAUAUGUGGCUGUCGCACUCCGGGUCAAGACGAGUUUUCCUCGGGCCCUCCAUUUCCUGACGCGCUUCUUCCUGAGUAGUGCCCGCCAGGUGUGCCUCGCCCAGAGUGGCACCAUGCCCCCUGCCAUGCAGUGGCUUUGCCAUCCUGUGGGGCAUCGCUUCUUUGUGGACGGGGACUGGACAGUGAGGAGCACCCCCAGGGAGAGUCUCUACAGCUCCCCCGGGAACCCAGUGGAUCCCCUGACCCAGGUGACACAGCUGUUUCGGGAACAUCUGUUGGAGAAAGCCCUGGGCUGCGUGGCCAAGCCUGAACAGACCCUGGCUUCGGCCGAUGGGGACAGGGAGUUCUCUGAUGCCCUUGAGUACCUGCAGCUGCUGAAUGGCUGCUCUGAUGCUGCCGGAGCCCCUGCCCUCAACUUCUCUAUCAGUUCAAGCAUGGCCACUACCACUGGUACUGACCUCGUGGCCAAGUGGUGGGCGUCCCUCAUUACGGUGGUCAUUCACUGGCUCCAGCGGGAUGAUGAGGGGGCAGAGUCUCUCUACCCCAUGGUGGAGUACAUGCCCAAAGUCCUACAGGCUUCUGAGAAGCCCCUGCCUCGGGCAGCCCUGCAUUCCUUCAAGGCAGCGAGGACGCUUCUGGGGAAGCAGAAGCAGGAGCUCGGUCAGGCCAGCCUGAGCCAAUGCGAAAAGGCCAGCAGCUACCUCCGGGACAGCCUGACCACGGGACCCUCUGCAGCCACUGCCGGCGCUUCUAUUGACAAGGCCAUCCAGCUCCUCCUGUGUGAUCUGCUCCUGGUGACACGCACCAGCCUGUGGCAGCAGCAGGUGGGCGCUGCCCAGCCCUCCAGCUGUGGCUACCAGGCCUCUGCCCUGGAACUCAGAGGCUUCCAGCAGGACCUCAGCAGUCUUCGGCGUUUGGCGCAGUCCUUCCGGCCUGCCAUGAGAAGGGUCUUCUUGCAUGAAGCUACAGCCCGGCUGAUGGCUGGAGCCAGCCCCACUCGGACUCACCAACUCCUGGACCGAAGCCUGAGGAGAAGGGCAGCCCCGAGCAACAAAGGAUCAGGUGAGCUGGAGACUCGGCCCACUCAGAGAGAACAUGCAGAGGCCCUGCUGCUUGCCUGCUGCUAUCUGCCCCCAACCUUCCUGUCAGCACCGGGCCAACGAGUGGGAAUGCUGGCUGAGGCGGCCCGAACCCUGGAGAAGCUAGGAGACAAGAGGAUGCUGCAUGACUGCCAGCAGAUGAUUAUCAGGCUGGGCAGCGGCACCACCGUUACCUCUGGGUAGCUGGGCCUCUCAGCCUCUCCAGAACCCCAGCCAGAUGACUCUGUCCCAGACCACCCAGACCCCCCCUGAAACUUUCAACCAUCCAGGACCACCCUGGGAGACCUCUCUGCUUGCUUGGGUCCUAGUCAGGGACUAGGACUUAGAACCUUGUUGUCAUGGCAAUGUCACCAAGGCCCCUGGUAACUUGGGUUCCAGAGAAAUAGCAGGACAUGGAAGAUGGUGGGCAAGGUGACCUCUUUCCCUUCUCUUCCUCAGUCACAGACCUGGAAGCCUCUCCCCAUCCACCAGCCUGAUACCAAGAGGAGCCAGCAUGACACCAGACUCUUUAUCAUUCAAAACUGCCUUUCCCCACCCCUAACCUUGAGAAGCCAUGGAGUAUAAUGGGAGAAAAAACCAGAUUUAGAGUCAGGAUCAAGGUUCAAAUCCCAACCCUGACCCUCUGAGCCCCAAUUUUCUUGGGGUUGGACUAGAUAACCUUUCCAAUUCUAUGAUCCUAUCAAAGAAAACAGGUCCUGGACACACCCCGAUGGGGUUCCUUGAGGGGGGAAUAGUGUGUGAAUUCUGUUUGGGUGAUUUACUCCCCCCUCGAUGGAAAAGGCUGUAGCAAUAUCCUUCCCUUCCCCCCUCCCUCCCAUCUAAUCACUGGGUAAUUUGAUGCCUGUGAUUUAUUGUGUUUAAUGGGCCAAGGCUAAUGAGAACUUUGCCUUUUCUUUGGUAAUCAACCCUCAGAUAGCGAGUAAGGCGGGGGUGCAGGUGAAAGGCUGGGGAAAGAGAGGAGGUGGUGGUGGUGGUGGUUUUCCCAAAGGACUUACUGGCCUGCCCUCCAUCCCAUCAUGGGAAGCAGCAAGAUUGUUGGAUGAGAUGCUGCUGACCUCUGGUGGUCCCUUGGGAGAUUGCAAGGGCUAUGUAGGUACCCCCUCAGGCAAGGCCCAUAUUCAGUGGAGCGAGAACUGGUCUCAAAGCCAGGAAGACUUAGGUUCAAGUGCUACCUUUGAUAGAUCCUGGCUCAGUGCUCUAGGCAAUUCUCCAUGGCCUCUGGAAGUUUCCUAUGUCGAUAAAAUCACAGGCGCCACUCCAAAUGGCUGCUUAAAAUCUCCAUGGAACCAAAUACUGUAUCGUGUCCCACACCCCCUUCCCCUUUCUGAAUUGACUUUUUGGGGGAGGGGAAAUCAGUUGUCCUGGAGCAGAUGUCCUUGACCACCAGGAGCAGAGGGAGGCUUGAAGAAAAGGCCCUUCAUGUAGGAGAAGAGCUCCUGCUGUCCAUAGGUCUGUUUGCCCUCUCCAGUGUUCUCUGGGUGUCCUCUCACAUGCCAAAAUAAUGAUAGGGCUGGUGGCCCUCUCAGCCUCCGACUCUCUUUCUUCCAUGCCCCCCCCACUCCAUUCUCCCCAAGAGGAGCUUACCCCUGUACACCCUUACAACCAGGGGUUGGGGUUGCCCUCCAGAUUUCUCUGGUCUUUUUAGGAGGGGAGGUGGGUCCCUGCUCUCAGGCCACUUUGGGCUCUAGUCAGCAGCCCCCCGAGGGUCACACUACUGGAAGAAGAGGAGGGAGCAGGUUCAGGGCUGUGUGGCUGACCCUGUACAUAUGUAUAUAUUGUCACUGCAUCUCCUCGCCACUGCACUAGCCUCCCUAAAGUCUUGGGAGACACCUGUACUACUUUUUUCCUUUGCAAACUUUUAUUUUCAUAGUGUGAGAAGAGUUUUGUACAGAAAAUUAAAAGGAGAAAUUAUUUAUAA